AUGCCGAAGUGCAGUUUGCAUAGACGCUUCAAGCAUGGAGAUAUACGAAGGCAUUCGAGUGUCAUAAAACUCCAUCUAAGUGAAGAAGAUAAAAAAGCUCGUCAGCAAUUUUGCAUAUCAAUGAUUGAAGGUAGUAGUAUACCACGUGAUCCAAUUUUCAAGAACAUGUUUAACAUCGUCCUCAUUGACGAAAAGUGGUUUUACAUGACAAAAAAGUCUCAGUGCUACUACCUGCUAUCGGACGAAGAUGAGCCACUGCGAACUUGUAAGAGCAAAAAUUUCAUCGCAAAAGUGAUGUUUUUAGUUGCUUUAGCUCGUCCGAGGUUUGACAAUGAAGGAAAGGAAUUGUUCUCUGGGAAGAUUGGUUUAUGGGCGUUUGUCAAGCGAGAACCAGCCAAAAGAGCAAGCGCCAAUAGACCUGCAGGCAUAAUGGAGACAAAGGCAUUAACCUCGGUAAAUAGAGACAUUUCACGGUCAUACUUUAUCGAGAAGGUCAUUCCUUCCAUCAAAGCAAAAUGGCUAAGAGAGGACAUAGGCUCUCCAAUAUUUAUUCAACAAGAUAAUGCGAGAACACACAUUUGUCUUGAUGAUGAAGAAUUUCGUCAAGUAGCCACUCAAGACGGGUUCGAUAUUCGUCUAAUGUGUCAACCUCCAAACUCUCCCGAUUUAAAUAUUUUGGACCUUGGAUUUUUCAGGGCCAUUCAAUCCUUACAACACAAGGAGGCACCUAAAACAAUUGACGAGCUUAUUGAUGCUGUUGUGAAUGUGUAUGAAUCUUUUCUAUCAAUCAGGUCCAAUCACAUCUUUUUAACAUUACAAUCAUGCAUGGUAGAGAUCAUGAAAGAAAAAGGCUCAAAAAAGUACCAAACUCCACAUAUGAAGAAAGAGAUGUUGGAGAAGGAAGGUCAACUUCCUAUUCAACUAAAGUGUGAUCCCGAUUUAGUAGAAGAAACUCUCAGAUAUUUAGGUUCAGUUUAG
Messenger RNA from Lycium ferocissimum, 978 nucleotides. RefSeq lists its product as uncharacterized. The record is from RefSeq and is a predicted model, not a curated record. Bases 1 to 978 code for a protein of 325 amino acids. The transcript has a single exon. NCBI's taxonomy places the organism in Eukaryota, Viridiplantae, Streptophyta, Magnoliopsida, Solanales, Solanaceae. Gene Ontology annotation, molecular function: nucleic acid binding.